Orbicella faveolata is the source of this 2826-nucleotide messenger RNA. RefSeq names its product sorting nexin-8-like. NCBI's taxonomy places the organism in Eukaryota, Metazoa, Cnidaria, Anthozoa, Scleractinia, Merulinidae. Gene Ontology annotation, biological process: intracellular protein transport; early endosome to Golgi transport. The record is from RefSeq and is a predicted model, not a curated record. Gene Ontology annotation, molecular function: phosphatidylinositol binding; protein binding. Gene Ontology annotation, cellular component: early endosome membrane.
UACUUGAGGGAUAUGGCGGCUGCACUGAGCUUUGGUUCUGUUCCCGCGUUCUACCGCGAGGUGUAUCAGAUCGUAUGUCCAAAUCAAGAGGAGAAGAUUGAACGAGACAUGUUCGUGAAGAUCUUGGUGAAAUCGAGCCUUCCCAAACAAUCGCUCAGUCAGAUUUGGGAAGCUGUAGAUCCCAGGCAAGAUGGGUAUGUUUCUAGAGAUGGUCUGUACAAAGCAUUAGCUUUAACUGCUCUUGCUCAGCAAGGAAAAAAUAUAUCUGAGAAAGCACUGGAGCAGUUUGUUGAUUCAGAUUUACCAAAGCCUUCAUUAGGAGAUCUAUCAGAUCUCAAAUCUCUCAGUGUGCGGCACAGACGUGAAAACAACCCAAAUGUACUGGGCUACAACUACGAUGAACUAGUGAGUUUGGAUACAGUUGAUGUUGAACUUGUACCAGAAAAGAAAGGCAUUAUCUUAAAGCACAAUGAGUAUCAUGUUUCUAGCAAGAGGCAUAACUGCACCGUAAAUCGACGUUACAACGACUUUGUUGCCUUCCAUGAUAUGCUGUUAUUGAGAUUUCCAUAUCGUCUCAUUCCAACUCUUCCUCCAAAGAAGCUCAUGGGUGCAAGCAAAGAGUUCAUUGAGGCCAGAAAGAGAGCUUUAAAGCGCUUCCUGAUGCUUGUUGUGAGACAUCCAGUGCUCUGUGAAGACAAGAUUGUAAACUUCUUUCUUACAGUGAAGGGCUCGGAUAUUGGUCAGAAAAUGAAAGAUCAGUUUAAAUCAAUGCCUGAUGAAUUUAUGACCAGCCCUCUUGCCUCAAAAGCUAAGGAAUUAGUUCCCAUGGAUACACAAUCUAGUUUUCAAAGCAGUCGAUUACAAAUUCAGGCCAUUCAUAAUAGUGUGGAAAAGCUAAAAGAUAUUGCUGACAGAAUGACAGCAAGAGCACUUGCAUUUUCUUCUGACAUGCUUCAAUUUGCCAAAGAGCUGACGGCUCUUAGCAAUGAACCGCACCCAACCACAGUGUGGGCUAGUGGUAAUGACACCACGUGGGGCACCCUUAAACAUGGCUUUACUGGAAUCACGCCUUAUUACUCCAAGCUUUCUGAAAGAGGAGCCACUUGGUUUAGUAGAGAAGAUGCAGGUGCAGUUGAAUAUUUAGCCUUAUUCUUGGACUUAACUUCCAGUUACAAGGAACUGUGUGAACGACAUGAAAAGGGAGUAUUAAAAGAUCAUCAAAACUCACUGCACAAGAUGCAGCAGAUCAAAAAGCGUCAGAUUGCUGCACAAGCAAAGGGACAAGAACAAGCAGUCGACCAACUGGAGUCCAAAAUAGUUGAACAAGAGACGGACAUCAGUAACAUGGAAAACCGGAACUUUUAUUCACUGCAUUGUCUUCAGUUAGAGACCCAGUUGGUGCAUGCUAACAUGAAGAUAUUGGCUAUUAUCCUACAAAAAAUGGUUGCAUCACAGGUAUUGGGACACAAAGAGGUUGGUGAAGUGUGGAACGAACUCGAGCCACAUGUGGAUGGUUUACUUCCCAGCAAUUCCCCUGCAUCAUCACCACCUGGAUCACCUCCCACGAUGUAAUGUUAGAACCCUGUUUGUUGAACAUUCCAUCUCAAGGCACACAGCCAUUCAGUCAGGGCAUAUGGCUCUCUGGGAGAUUUUAGAGAACGAGCAUCUUUUGUUAGACCUCCCAUAGUCUGCUAUGGUAUUAACAAUGUCUGGGAUAACAAUGUUAUUUGGUAUCUAAAGGAUCGACUAACUUUGUUAGAAAAUAAAAAUAAUUUAAUUUAAUCAACACAGCUACUAUACACUAAUUGACUGGCAAGUUGGUAAAUGUGUCUUGGCUGAUGUGUUGGCUGGAUCAGAUCUUGUAUCCAAGACUUGGUACUUAAAUCACAGACAGCUUGACACAAAAUGUGAGACAGCUACCUCACAGCUUCAAGGCAUUAUCAUGCCUUAAUAAUUUCAGAGUUAUCUUUUCAAGCCUGUUUCUGAAUUUAUGCCCUAUCUUUUUUGAACACAAGGCUUCCAUGUAGAUAGCUAACAUAAAUAUUAUUAACUAGCUGCCUUGUUUUCAAGCACCCAUUGCCUUUUUUUCAGUGAAAGGUGAAAAACAGAGAGCAUGGGAGUAAUUCUGGACACCUUUCUGAGUGUAACAGUCCCACACGUGAUAACAGGCCCACAUAAGAGACACAGCAAAUCAGUAAUUUUCCAUACAUGAAGCUUAUCUUGCAUAUUAUUCAGCCUGUUUGUUCUGGAAAAUUAUUUUCAAAUAUUGGAUAUUUUCUAUGUGGCACUUUGGGGUCCUUGUACAAGGCAAUGUAAUGAAAGUGUGUGCAUGGAACUUGUGUUCUCGCUCAAGUGCAAAUAGAAUCAUUUUUAAGCAAUCCCCCUGUACUCAGUUUUCUGAGUUAUCAAAAAAUUUGAAAUAUUCAAGACACUAGUUGGAGAGGAUUUUUCUAACAGAAAAUUAUUUUGCAGUAAAGAUAAAAAUACUUAUAAAAGAGGUGAAACAAAACACGUUGGUGAGCCACUACAGAGGCAGUCUUUGUAGAUUCAUUCAUGUACUUUUGAAACAAAAGGUUAGCGUUAAAAUACUAAACUUUUGUCUAAAUAAAAGAGGCAUAAUAUUAUCACUGCUACUUAAAGUACUGAUCAUUCAUCAUUCAGUAUGGUUUCAAUGUAGAGCUGCAUAAUUUGUACAUAUUAUCAUAUGCAAGUGCUACACAUUAGCUUUUAACUGAUUGGUUGUACACUAGGGUUUCAUCCAGUGAUGUAAGCAUUUUAGCCACCUUACAUGUGUACAGUGUAAUAAACCAGUUGUGAAUGACAGUA